GGAGCCGUCGCUCGGCCGCAGCAGCACGCGUCUCGGAGCUAAACAGGCUGAGCGAGCAGCCGUCUACGACGGUCCCAAAGAGCGGUAGCCACGUGAUUUCCGACGUCGUCGCGCGUCGCGCCUCGCCGCCGACACGGACGCCGCGAUUACGGCAACAUCCGUUUAGCCACGACGAGGCAGCUAGAGUCACAGCCCUCUGUUCGACGGGUUUGGAGCGCCGUAACCAACGCAAAAACUAACCGUCAGACAAGCGGCAAGAAACUCGAGCAGGGUGCUGUGCGAUUGGGCCGAGCGGGGGCGUCUGCUUCCGAAGCGUCGUCCUGUUGUGUUUCGACGCUUCCUUUUCAGUUGUUUUAUUUUUCUACCCACCGUGCGAACGGUGUGAACCUGGGCACUCUUCGGGCUCGGUGUGCAGCGGCAUUCUGCCGCGAUGGCGCGGUCUCCGUGAAGUGUCUCCCUGCUUCUUCGAGUGUUUUGUGUGUGUGCGUGCGCGAUCUGGUGGUCGUCCCGCGGUAGCAGCGACCGACCGUGACAUCUACCCUCUUGCCGGCGACAUCGACGGAGAGUGAGCGCAUUCCACGCCAGGGAUGGCCCGCAAUUUAGAACCCUUCUACAGCCGGUUAUGACCUUCGUGAACGGUGCAAAGCACUCCGCCGUUCGUCGAACCAGCUCAACGAUGGCACAUCGUACGGCGAGGUCGAGAUUGUCGUCGGUGUUGCUCCUUCGGGCCGUGGCGUUGUUAGCAUGCGCUUACACGGGAAGCACUGCUGACAUCAGAGACUUCCGGGCCCCUGGGGGUCCCGUGCAAAACGUGAUAUACUUUACGUCGCCCGGGAAAGGCCACGCAGUGAUCGUCGGCGGACGAAACGCUCUUUACAAGCUCUCCGCGGACAAUUUCUCGCUCGAGGCUACUUACAGCACGGGUCCCGAAAGCGACAGCCCGCAGUGCCGUCCGGAUCCCUUGGAGUGCAACCACAGCAGGACCGACACGGACAACGACAACCGAAUCCUGCUCCAGUUGGGCACCAAUGCGUUGGUGAUGGCCUGCGGGAGCACGUCGCAGGGCAUCUGCGCGUUCCAUAAACCGCUGAGCGACUUGAACAUCAGCCGGACGAUGGACAAGAAACUGGUGGUCAACUACGUCGCUUCGAGAGACAGCACCGCCGCCUUCUUCGGUGGCCCCCGAAACGGGGCGGUGUUGUUCGUCGGGUCCAGAUACGACGACAGGCCCCUGGAGUACCACCCGUACGCCGUGUCCGCCAGGGUACUGGGAUCAUCCAACUCGUUCAAACUCCGCGCGCUCAAGCGCAACGCGGUGUCGUUCGUGAACGUCAUCGAGCGCCUGAAGAAGUCGUACCGCAUCAGCUACGUGUACGGUUUCAGCCACAACGGAUUCGCCUACUUCGUGACCGUGCAGAACAAGGGCGCCUCCCUGGAGGCCUUCGAGACGCGGUUGGUGCGUGUGUGCGAGAGCGACGAGACCUUCCUCACUUACAUGGAGAUGCCUAUCGAGUGCCCCAAGGACGCCGGUCUGCGGUACACCAUCGCCACCAGCGCGUCGCUGGGGCCCUCGGGCAUGUCGAACACGGGCGACGAGACCAAGGUGCUCGCCGUGGCCUUCGGCAGUCCCUUCGGCGGCCGCAUGGACGUCAACGACCCGAGCCAGGGCUCGGCGCUGUGCUUCUUCGACAUGGGGCGCGUCGAAGACGCGUUCCGCGAAACCAUCGAGAACUGCAACGAGGGCAAGGUCAAGGCCAAGCUGUCGCGCCUUUUCCACAACGACCAGUCGGAGCUGAAGUGCACGCGUUACGAGCCAAGCGAUGACUUCCUGUGCUCUCCCGGUGUGAACAACUACAUCGAAGGCAUGCUUCCGCUCGUCGGCAGAGCGGCCAUCGUCUUGGACAAAAGACUGGCGACAGCCGUCACCGUUAUGCAGCAGAACAGCACCACUGUCAUAUGGGUGGGCGACCACCUGGGAUUCCUAUACAAGUACAUGUUGAAGGGAGAGUCGUCGAAGCUGCUCUUCUCGAUGGACCUCUCGAACGGCGAAGGUACCGCCGUAGGGAAGAGCACGGCUGUGGACAGCAAUGGAAUGUACGGUUACUUCCUGGUGGGCGACAGGGUGGUGCGCUUCCCCGUCGGUUCCUGCAGCAUGUACGAGAAGUGCUCCCAGUGCAUGCGGAACCACCAGGACCCGCUGCGCUGCGGCUGGUGCGGAGACCAGUGCGCCCACUACGGCGAGUGCCGGCAGGGCGAGACGUUCGACGCCAGCCACUGCCCCAUACAGCUGGACAGCGUCUCUCCAACCAAGGGUCCCACGACAGGCGGCACCCUGCUCACGUUCCAGGGCGACAACUUUGGUGACCCUCAGCACAAGCCUUCGAGCAGCAUCGAGAUCACCGUGGGCAACCACGCGUGCGACCUUGUCCACUGGAAUUUCACUCUUGUGCAGUGCAAAACUCCACCAGGUCAGUAUGGCUCCAAAGUGGAUAUUAUGAUAUCCGUAAAUGACUCGCAUUGGGAUGACAUGAAGAAGUACGACGUCCAGGACCAGCGCACAAUUGAUAACGGCUUCGAAUAUGAGGUGGCAACGUUCACAGGCUUGCUACCAACUUAUGGGCCAGUUGCUGGAGGAACCAACAUCACCGUGUACGGAGCCAACCUCAACAUCGGAUCGCAGCAGUCCGUGAUGAUUGGCGAGAACCCGUGCAGGAUAAACAGGAUCGAAAGAACGUUGCUGCAAUGCACAACGAGCGCUGUGUCUCCGGAAAGUGUGCACAAAGAUAUGCAAGUCACUCUGGCCAUCGACGACGUCGAAGUUCCCUUCGUUCCGGCGGACAACCUCAGUUCGGUGUUCACCUACAGGCCAGAUCCCGAGAUCAAUGACAUCUCGCCCAAGACGGCCACGUUCAAUGGGAACUCUACUGUUGUGGUGAGGGGUGCUCACCUGGAUAGUGUCGCCGUGCCCACGAUGGUGACGCGGGUGACUUCUCUCGACCACAAGAGGCAGGAGUACAUAAGAAAGGUCUGUCGUGCAGAGACCAGCGGCACGAGGAUGCUUUGUCCCGUGGCGUCGCUGAAGGAGUCCACCGUGAUCAGCGCCUGGCAGCUGGAAGAGCACCUGCUUCCAAUUCUGGUGCAAGUGAAAUUCGAGAUGGACGGUCUGCACCUGCCAAAUCGAACAGACGCCUCGGAAGGGCACUUCAACUUCGUCUACAGGCCGUCGCCACGUUUCGACCGCUUUCCCGAAGAAGGAUUCGGCAUCAACCCCGACAAGCCCACUGUCCAGAUCACAGGGAACCACUUCGAAGUUCUUAUGGAUAACGAUCAGGUGUCCGUGCGAGUUGAUGGCGUCGAUAAUGCGUGUAAUGUCACGACAGUCAGCUCCGGUGUCAUCGUGUGCAUACUAAGGCCUGAUACACUCGACGAGAACAUGCCUCACUCCCUCGAUAUCGUGUACGCGGGUCGGAGCUAUCCGGUGGGCGCCGUCAAGCUGGUGUCGGAACAGUCCGGCGUCAACUCGGGCGUCAUCGCGGGUGUCGUCGUCGCGGUGUUUCUUAUCGUGCUCGUCGGUGUGGGGGUGUUCUUCUACCGGCGACGCGACGCCAAGAAGGCACAGCAGCCGGGCUACUUCGUCGACUUCGACAACCGCCACGUUGAGAACGGCGCGAGAGGAGUCGGAGCGAACAGCGACGGCGCCCCUACGAGUCUGCCACAAAUUCAGGGCUACGUGCAAGGCAGUGAAGCCGACGCUCGACAGGCCCUCAUAAGCUCCACCUUCCAGAUCGACGAGGAGACGAAACUCAUGCUCGAAUCGGAAAAGCUGCUCUUCAAGAGAGAACACCUCAUCUUGGGCCCGGUCAUUGGCCAAGGUCACUUUGGUUGUGUCUACCGGGGUACCUUGGAGCUGGAAGGCAAGGGUGAGGUUCAGCAGGUCGCCGUCAAAACUCUUCACAACACAGAUUCACGCGGGGUCGAGGCUGACGGCCAGGCUUUCCUCGAGGAGGCACUCAUCAUGAAGGACUUCCACCACAUGAACGUGCUGCCACUCAUUGGAUUGAGCAUUGAUGAAUCAGGCGGCUUGAUGGUCAUCAUACCGUACAUGAAGUACGGCGACCUGCUAUCCUACAUUCGAGACGAGAGAAACAACCCAACUGUGAAAGACUUGAUCACGUUUGGUAUCCACGUGGCUGAAGGCAUGAAGUAUUUGGCUGAUACAAAGUUCGUGCACAGAGACCUGGCGGCUCGCAACUGCAUGCUUAGCGAGGAUUUCAUUGUGCGUGUGGCCGACUUUGGCCUAUCACGCGACGUCUACGAGAAGGACUACUACAGUGGUGACAACAAGAAGACGAAGCUUCCCGUGAAAUGGAUGGCACCAGAAAGUUUGGAGAAGGGCAUCUACAACCACAAGACGGACGUGUGGUCGUAUGGUGUGCUCUUGUGGGAGCUUAUGACACGUGGUGUGACGCCGUAUCCAGAAGUGGACAACUGGGAUAUCGUCAAUUUCCUGAAGCAAGGACGGCGGAUGCAACAGCCGAGCUACUGCCCUGAUGAACUGUACGAGAUCAUGUUGCAGUGCUGGCAGGACGACUCCAAGCGACGGCCUUCGUUCGCACAGCUCGUGACGGACGUCUCAAACGUGAUCGUAAGCCUCGAGAAGAAAAAGCGAAACAGGAGAGUCAGCCUGAACGUGACGUACGUCAACUGUCCAAACCCCGGUGCUGACGACGGCGCUGGGCCCUCAACGGAGGAUUGGCAAGCUGAGGGCACAUCGUAGGCAGAAUGGCACUGCGGCCUCUGCGCUUUGCCGCAAGGAUGCAUAUCAGUUCCUAGGAGAGCCAAUGCGCUGUUGGUGACAGCGCCACUGCCAACGAAGCCGCGAGAACUGAUUGCAGGGCUCGCCACCGUUCACGAUCUCUCCAGACUGCCGAUGCUCAAAUACGUGCGGAUGAUGGAACGCACGUCGCUGCUUGGAUCGAUCAAGUGCCAUUCGUGUGCCUGCACCACAGCAGCUGGUACCUAUGUUCGAAAGCUUAGACACAUCGCAAGUCGUUCAAAGAGCAAGUCGUACGAUUUUCGGGGGAACUGUGGUGUGCUGCAAAGAUGCAAAACGCAGUUCACUGUAGCGUGGAGAAUGCGUGUCUCGGAACCGCUGGUCUCUUUCCAUGGCGCGCAGUCACUUUGUUGCACAGACUGUACCUGCACCAUCAGUGCGAAUGAUGCUGUGUGUAGAUAUCAUCGUGUGGCUGUACAUUUUGAGCCCAUCAUGACCUAUCAGCUCCUGUGACUGUUUGUGAUACGAAAGAAACAUUGAACUCUCAGACCAUGAGCGUCCACCAUGCAUCGGAACAUUCCAGUAUAUUUCUUUUCGUGCUAUACAGGGCUGUAUCACUACUUAACACGCCGCCACCGAAAAGAACUAUUUUUGCUGCUUCUUCAUAUCGAAAAGGAAGAGAGAGACUCGACGACGUGAAUUUGAGAGUGUACUUCGCGGAUACGAUUGUAGUGCCAACGCUGUAUGAGGUGCUUGUCUCAGAUGUAACAGAGUGAUGGCUAAAAUGGCCAGAAAGCACAUGAACAAAAGAGAAGUGGACACCCAUCUGCGAGUUUCACCUUCGAGUAAACAGCCUCCUCUGUUUCUCUGACGUUGGUUGACGCCAUAUACUAGCGCAGGAUCAAGUGGAAGGAUUCGUAAAUUCAAGAUAUCAUGACUGCAGUCAUCGAGCUGUUGUUCUAGUGCUCGCACGCGCUAUCAGGGCAGAAGGAAACGCUCAACCGCGCAUGUGAGGACCGUGACCUGACCCCUCACUCUCGCCUGGCAGCGAAAACUGUGGACCAUUGCCAAGAAAUGAGGUCGCUUGACCAGAGCCGUGAAAUUACCUCGUCGUGAGCACUUCUGGACGAAUGGACCAUGUGCUGUGCGAUGAGGGACUCCGGCAAUCUGCAGCGCAUGGCCUGGGACAGGCGCAGUUUAUCGCAUCGUGCUGAUAUUCAUUUUGUGUCAUUUGUGUUCCCGUGUGACGCUCAAGCACCAUUGUGACAAUUCUUUGCAUGUUGGCAAGUGAGACGCGUUUGGUAAAACACUAUUGCCUUGUGUCAGUGUGGUGGGAACCGACAAUGAACUUGUUUGAAAUGUUUCCAGCAAGUUGGAUUUCUAGCAAAAUACUGCCCUAUUCCCCCCCCCCCCCCCCUCUAUUCGUACACAAAUGCAUGCCACUAGGAAGGCGUUUGUUGGGAGACGCUAACGUUCGCAAAUUGGGCGUCAUGUAUACUGCUUGUUAACUGUUGUCGGCGGCAUAUUAUUAUUGCUUCAGUGUUUCAAGCUGCUACAAACGUCAAAAUUAGUACUUUAGAGGAACUAGAAAUUUAAAUAUUUUUUGGCAUGAUACUUCAUGGCUUUUACAUUGCGAAAAGAUGCCACAUUGCCAAAAGGUUGGAAACAGCUAUUUCACGUUCAUUUAGUGUGCCGCUACCUUUUAAAAGUAUUAAGGAAAAUGAAAUUGCAACGCUUGUUUCACAAAUGAAACCUUUUUUGCAAGGAUUGUGAAUGCAUGAUAAAGAAUUUUUGAAGUGAGACAGUAUGUAAAGUAUCACCUCAGUCGCUCUUUCGCUCAUGUUGGCUGUAGAAGGCUAGUCACAAUUCCGAAGAAACAAAGAACGCAGCAUGUAGAAAUUGUGAAUGUGUGUUUGAUGAAUGAAACAUUCCCGACAUAAUCAUCUGCCUCAUGCUUAUGAGUGCAAUGAAUGCCACCUUUCUUUCACCCACGCAACUUUUUCUUACGUGCAUGUAUAUAUGACGCUUACAAUGGCAACCGUGUUCUGAUUUUGUUUCGUGACCUCCUUUAUUGUUGCUAUGUGAGCGCUAGCUUGUUUCCCUUUCGCCGCACUACAAUGCCGAUAGUGCAUUGCGUAAACUUAACCUAUCACAUCGAAUAAUUACAGCUACUUCUCUGCAGUAAUAAGUAGUCGCCUGUUGCCCACUCUAAUUGUUGGAACGCAUGGCUGUCAGCUGCGAGGCUUGCUGUUUGUUUACUCCCCGCAAGCUAAAUUUAUUUACUGACGCCGAAGCAAUUACUGAUGUUGUGUUUGGUUCGAGACAGUAGAACGAAUGCUCCUGGUUCUCUGUGCAAUAUUGCACAUGCAGUUCACCGAAAUCUCACCCACGAAAGCUAUGAAAAGAAAGAAAAAAAAAGCUACAGCGUAGAGGUUACCUGCAUUUUUUCACCGAACUUUCGUUAUGUUCUAGCCUUGUGCAAGAUUGGGUUCUCGAAGAAUAAGAAGGGCGUGAACACGCAUAUGCUUACCACGACAUGCAAAAAGACAUAUGCGAUAUACACCUCCAGGGCUGUCGAUCUUGUCGAGUGUUGCCGAGUGCACAUUGCUUACUGGCAUUGCGAAAUAUUCAAGGCCUUUUCUUUCUCAAGCUGUUCUGGCGGCUUAGAAUUAUGCUGACCGUUUUAUUAACUAUGGUAUCUGACCGUGUAGACGUUAAAAGUCCAACUCCGAGGUAAGCACGGGCUGGCACUUUGAAAACUUUUCACUGCCUAACUUCUCGCACCUAUUUAAUACCGAAGGCAAGUAAGCCUACCACCUUGCACGCGCUCAAGUCGGAUGCUUUGCUUUGUAGCCAAAUAAAGACAAGAAAUUUGUAAGCCGCAAAGAACAAACGGAGUUUCGUUGCGUCAGGGAUUAUAUGGUCACGUGCCCACACUUUAUAGAUUGCGAUCGCGAUAAUAUGUGGAAUUUUUUUUCUGCAGCUGUAUAAUGAAGGCAAAGUACAGAAGACUGUUGAGUUGAUGUUGUCUUAAACUAGUGGCUAAGUUCACUCUUCUUAUCGGCCAAGUGUGGGUGUUUAUCACAUCUAUAGAGUCAUGAUGAGACCAUGAGAAAUACGCUUCAUCAUUACUACCUCGCAGAAGUAGCAUCUUCUAAAAGUGGUAUGUUACACAACAUUGUGCUCGCAUUCUGGCUUUUAUUUAAAAUAUAGUGCUUUCAAUGUGUUCCUUUUGAAUCAUUUUGAGAAAUAACAUACAGCAGUAUUUGAGCUCUUCACUCUUCGUAUUUCCAUUGUACAUAGUGAAAUAAAGUCGGAACUCACGUUUUUCUAUCUGUUUGUCUAAAUAAAAACGUGCCUGAUA
Molecule: messenger RNA, 8138 nt
Organism: Dermacentor andersoni
Lineage: Eukaryota; Metazoa; Arthropoda; Arachnida; Ixodida; Ixodidae
Product: hepatocyte growth factor receptor-like
Biological process (GO): nervous system development; multicellular organism development; positive regulation of kinase activity
Cellular component (GO): signaling receptor complex; plasma membrane
Molecular function (GO): ATP binding; transmembrane receptor protein tyrosine kinase activity; protein binding
Source: RefSeq, a predicted model, not a curated record